AUGUCCGAUGAUCAACUCAAAGCACUUAUUUAUAAGAAUAAUCUCAAAAUUGAACAACAUUAAAAUAAAAUGAUGAUUAAACAUCCUUAAACUCCUUAAGUUCGUGAUUCUUAAUAAUUAGUAUUUAUACAUCUAAUCUUAGUCACUAUUAUUUACUAAAUCUAAUAAUAAAAGUAGCAGCAUAGAUAAGAGUUAUUUCAGCUGUGUUCCUACUAGAAAAUCUACUAAAUAAAGUUUUUUUGUUCCAAAAUCUAUAGCUACAUCUUAAUAUAUUGAUGCAUAGGCUUUUUAAGUUUAUCAACCAGAUGAUAUUCAAAAUACACACAUCCAAGAUUAUGUACAAUAGAUUUAGCAUUCUUAAAUUAACAAUAACGAUAAUACAGAUACUUCACCCAUAAAUUCUUCUAUUAUUAAUUAAUUGAAAAGGGAAAAAGAAAUUAUUACACAAUAACAUUAAUUAUUAAUAUCAUAAAUGUCAAGAGAAAUCGAAAGUAAUAAAAGAUAAUACUAGAAAUCUGAAUAAACAUUAUAACAGUAAAUAAUUCAAUUAUAAAAUGAAUUAAAUGCAUAUAAAUAAUACCAAACUAAAAGUUUAGAUUUAGAAGCAAAUCUAUAAUCAAUUAUUAUUGAAAACAAUGAACUCAAAACCAAAUUGUAAGAACAAAAUAAAUGGCUUUUUGAAUUAUAAGAAUAAUUUGAUUUAGUUCAUACUAAAAUGGUUGAUAUCAAACAAAAAAUUUAAGACACUAAGCAUUUCUCUAAUUAAUUAUCUUAAAUAACUUAGUACUUAUUGAAUAAAUAAACUCCCCCAUUAGACUUUUUAGUUUUCAUGAAUAAUCAAUCGAAAUAAUUAUAGUAUGAAUAAUAACAAGAAACAGAAUUUAGAAACAAAAAAUAAUAAAUUAAACUAUAACAUUUUUAAUCUAAUCCAUUUCCUAUAGCAAAAGAGUCUUUUGCUUAAAUUUAUUAAUUUUAGAUUGAAAAUUCAAUGGUACUCAAUUAAAUAGUCAAAGAUUUAAGAAAUAACGUUGAUCGCUACUCUCAAUAAUACAUCACUGAAGUUGGACUUCAUUUAAUAUGA
This is a messenger RNA of Paramecium sonneborni, 1081 nucleotides long. The record is from the annotation of a GenBank genome assembly. Lineage: Eukaryota; Ciliophora; Oligohymenophorea; Peniculida; Parameciidae.